GCUCUGCUUGAUCACUAUCGAUUGAAGACACACUGGUCACUGCUGGUGCUGCUCUUGACUGCAGCGACACCAGCCUUUAUUGGCCGCUGGUGCACAGCUCUGGAACUGCUCCAACACCAGCCCGGCCUGGUGGCAUCAUGGGGCUGUUUAAUACGCUGGCCACGGCGCUCGGCCUGCGAAAGCGAGAGGUCAAUGUCAUUGUGGUGGGACUGGAUAACAGCGGCAAGUCGACGAUCCUGAACCACCUGAAGCCGGACCUGGAGCGUGCUGCCGACAUCGUGCCCACCGUCGGCUUCAACGUGGAGCGGUUCAAAGCUCAGAGUUUGGCGUUCACGGCGUUCGACAUGUCCGGCCAGGGCCGCUACCGCAAUCUCUGGGAGCACUACUACCGCGACUGUGACGCUAUCAUCUACGUGGUGGACAGCAGCGACAAGCUGCGCAUGGUGGUGGCCAAGGACGAGCUGGACGCCCUGCUGCAGCAUCCGGACAUCCGACCGCGGCGCAUCCCCCUACUCUUCUUCGCCAACAAGAUGGACCUUAAGGAGGCCAUGAGCUCCGUCAAGGUGACCAUGAUGCUCGGCUUGGAGAAGAUGGAAAACAAGCAGUUCCACAUCUGCGCCAGCAACGCCAUCACUGGCGAGGGUCUCAGCGACGGCAUCGCGUGGCUCACGCAGCAGCUGAAGGACGUCAAAGCAAAGUGAGCGGUCGGCUGCGUGAGUUGACCGUGUCUGGCGAUCGGAGGGGUGUCAGGUGGCGUGCCUAUGCAUCGGAAUGGGGUGUUUUCGUGCUGCUAAUUCUUGAUUGAUCACUCAGCCCAGACGAUGGCGAUAUCAGGCGAUCUGUUUCUCGUAUGAUCUCAUUUUCUAGUCAGGGCGGUGCGUUUUGGUGUGACGUCAACAUUGGUAAGAUGCAUGGGAGGCAUGAUAUUUGACAUUUCUGGCAGCUCCUUCUUGGUAAUCCUGCCGGGUGGCGAUAGAAGCAUGGCCUUGACUCUCAUGCGAGACACUCGCAGCUUACAGUGUGUCUCAGACAGAGCCACUUCACUUCGGUCUCGCGAUGACGUCACGACUCACAAGAGCCCGAUAUGUCACGUAACAGCGUCACACGAUAGUGUUUUUUUUUUUCUGUUGGCUUACCUCUCGAAGCAUUCUUUGUUUCGUGCCUGCUUGUCUUGGACAGAUAGCGCCAGGCGCCAGCUUAUUUAACAAGUCGGUUUUUAUCACACUGCCGUAAUUAUGGAUUUCAUCAUGACUAGUCAUGUCUUUUUCGCUGUGAUAUAUGUCCAAUAUCCGUCCAGACCUGAAUUGUAUUCCGUCCAAGGGCUGCAACACGCCCUGCGUGACGGCGUUCCCCUCGAAUAUGUCACUGUGCGUCACAGUGGAGGUCGUGUAUCUACAUACACUGUACAGUGUAUGUGCUGUGUUCACUUGUCUCAGCCCAUUGCUGGCCCAGCGAGGCGAAGAUAACCACGGGUACAGUUUAGCUGACGUUUCCUCGUGUUGCGAACACCCGGGGCUUUCAGGGUCUCUUCUCGGCACCGUUUGUACUGUUUGUGAGAGUCGCGGCUCGCCUGGCUGCUGCCGCAGUGCCGUCCGUCAUUGUAACUGCACCCGGGCCCGCUGUCGUUGCACCCCGGCCUCUCUGUAAGUGCUGCACCCUUGUCGCUGUUCCAACACCCCGGGUUGGAUUGACUGCACCCCAGAUCUCCAUCCUCCCACGACCUUGGAUCUGCUGUCGCGGGCUGUCGAGGUGUUACGAACGCCCGACUUUAUCUGUUAGGCUGUUGUGAUGGCACAGUGUGGGUCUGAUAAAUUAUGGGCUAAUACACCAGCAUGAGGGACAAA
This is a messenger RNA of Amphibalanus amphitrite, 1844 nucleotides long. Its product is annotated as ADP-ribosylation factor-like protein 6. The record is from RefSeq and is a predicted model, not a curated record. Gene Ontology annotation, biological process: protein localization to cilium; vesicle-mediated transport; cilium assembly. The coding region runs from base 138 to 701 and encodes 187 amino acids. Gene Ontology annotation, molecular function: GTPase activity; GTP binding. NCBI's taxonomy places the organism in Eukaryota, Metazoa, Arthropoda, Thecostraca, Balanomorpha, Balanidae. The transcript is spliced from 2 exons. Gene Ontology annotation, cellular component: axoneme; cytoplasm.